This is a messenger RNA of Desarmillaria tabescens, 1266 nucleotides long. RefSeq names its product major facilitator superfamily domain-containing protein. Lineage: Eukaryota; Fungi; Basidiomycota; Agaricomycetes; Agaricales; Physalacriaceae. The coding region runs from base 1 to 1266 and encodes 421 amino acids. Gene Ontology annotation, biological process: transmembrane transport. The transcript is spliced from 13 exons. Gene Ontology annotation, molecular function: transmembrane transporter activity. The record is from RefSeq and is a predicted model, not a curated record.
AUGACAUCCACAGAGGAGAAAAUAAUUGUCGUGUCCUGGGCCGGCGACGACGAUCCAGAAAAUCCCAAAAAUUGGACUAAUACUCAGAAAUGGAUCGUGACCGGUCUUAUAUCCACAAGUGUGAUGCUGUCGCACAUGUCGUCGUCGAUGAUAGCUCCAGCUGCUAGGGAUGUGGCGAAAGAUCUUGGAUCCACCAGCCCCAUUUUUGAACCUUUACUAACUUCGGUAUUCAUCUUGGCAUACGGUAAGGCCGAACCUACUACUUGGAAUUCGUUGAUAACGCUCCUUCCAGCUUUCGGCUUUCUGUAUUUUGUUUCGAUCGCUCACGUCUUGGGCCGUUCCAGAGUGGUGCAACUAGCCAAUUCUUCAAUCUUCUCUGCGCUUUUGCGAAAAGAUCCUAAUACGAUGUGGUUGUGUCGUUUCUUUGCUGGUAUUAGUGCAACGAUUGUUGGAGCGCCCAAGAGGCCUAGUCGCGGGGUAGCUCUGCUUGCCAUACCGUCUCUCUUGGGUCCAGUCAUUGGACCUAUUGUUGGUGCAUGGCUCGUCAUGAAUACGACAUGGAAAUGGAUCUUCUGGUCGACUUCUAUUGCUGCCGUCUUUGUCCAAGUCGGCUCCUUCUUUUGGCUCAAAGAGACCUUGCGCACCUCUUAUCCUGGCCCGAAAAGCAAAACAUCUUCGUUGUUGUAUAUCACGAGAGCCUCGGAAUUGCAGGAUUACAUUACAUCGCAUUUGGGAUUGGCCUUUAUGGAGGAGCACAAAUCGCCGAUGCAACCCAGAACGAGUUAUAUCGCUGCCUCAGUGCCUCGCUACGGGACAAACUGGUCGUCCCUGAGUAUCGAAUCCUCAUUAUACUACCCUGCUGCCCUGCUUGUGACUAUCGGACUGCUCAUAACAGAUACAUCAUAUUUUCAGGGUGGAGUGUUACAAGCGUUGUACACUGGGUCGUUCCGGAUAUUAGUAGGAAUUACGGUAAACUGGAAAGCGAUACAAGGGUACCUCAUUGACACCUAUACCGUUCGCGCUACGCCAGCUCACAGAGGGCUCUCUCUGCUUCGUUCACUGGGCGGUUUCGCUUUGCCGUUAUGCUCUUCCAGCUUGUACGAGAAUCUGGGAUAUGGGAAAGGAAACACUAUACUGGCUGACUGGGCUCUGGGCAUAGGAAUCCUGCUUCAGGUCCUUGGAUGCAUAACACAAGCUAGGGUUUUGAUCCUGUGGUUUUCGGGGACAAUUCUACGCCGCAAAAGUGCAAUGGUUAUCCACGAGUAA